Molecule: messenger RNA, 462 nt
Organism: Paramecium pentaurelia
Lineage: Eukaryota; Ciliophora; Oligohymenophorea; Peniculida; Parameciidae
Source: the annotation of a GenBank genome assembly
AUGCUCAACAAAAUCAACAAAUCAACAUUCAUUCUAAGAGGAGGGGGUUGUGGAAUGCCAAAAGCUAAUUUUGGUAAGUAAUCAUAAAAGAAUGCCAUUCAAACAGAUGUUUAUGAUUUCUUUUCAUAAUUCAAUCACUAUAUUUAGAUAAUAGAAUCUAAGGCUUCUAUUGCUGCUAGUUAAUAGGAAUCAUCAGAAAUAAUGAUAGCAAUAAGAUGGUUUAUAUUUUAAGAGGAAAACAUCUACAAAAUCAGUAAAAAUGUAUAAAGUGUUAAGAAGACAUACGAUUUAGUUUUAGAUGGGAUUAAACGAUUAUUGAUAAGUUGCUAGACCUAUAUCAGAUCAGAUUCCUUUAAAUGUUUGUAUAUUUUAUAGAUUACAACAUCCCUAUCUAAAGUAAUAUUUAGCUUCCAUUUAAUGAAUGNGGAUAUCAAUUUUUAUAAACAAUUAUAUUAUUUUUGA